GUCCCAAACCCUCUUGUAUUACAUGGUUUGCACAAAACCCUACAGAAAAAAAUCAAGAUGUAGUUCACAUUGAAGGGACAGCUUGUCUAGCAGUUAAGAAAUAUUGAUUCUAGAUUUCUUACAGCCACAGUCUAGUUGUUACUUUAUCUAGCAGCUGUUGCAAGAUAAUCUAUAACUUUCAUGUCUUGUUUGUAGACACUCUAAUUUCAUUUUCAAAUUCUUAUCUAAGUUUAUAAAAGUUUUAAUUAGUCAAGAAAAAAAAAGUUAAAAAUUGUUAAUAAAAUUGUGGUAUAUUUCAAAUAUAUGGUGUACAUUGAGAAAGUGUUUGAAGUGUUGUUGGACUGAGCUGACCAUUAGGAACUUUUCAUUUCGUUAAAACUUUUAAAAAGAUUUUAAAGAACUAUUUUCAAAAACAAUCAUGUCAGCUAAGCAUAAAAAACGUUUGAAUGCAGUAACUUCUGCACGAGUAUCACUUUUGGAUAAGUCAUCCACCAUAUCGGAAGGUAAAAUUAGUAAAAUGAAAAGUCUUCAGCCUACGGCGACCACAAACAACCCUGAGAUGAACAAUGGAUCCUUUUUCUCUAUCCUAAAUGUUGUUUUGGGACUAGCUGCCAUGGUAUCAAUCAGCUAUGUGAAUGUGACCUACACAUAUCAAAUUCAUGAAAAUACUUUGUGGUUCACUAAUAUAAAGGAAGUAGAGAGAGAAAUUUCAUUCCGCACUGAGUCAGGCUUGUAUUAUUCUUACUACAAACAGCUUGUAGAUUCUCCUUCACUCUGGCAAGGUAUCAGGGACUUAACAGAGGACAAGUUAACUGAACAUCCUGAUACUGUAAAUAUCCUUGCUAGAAUGAAUAUUUACCAAGAGGUUAUUUUAGCUUUCAUCUACAGAAAUAUCAAUUUUCAAAUGGAACCCAUCAUGUUUUACAUCAACUUUGUAUUUUAUCUUCAAGGUCUUUUGAUUGUUGGGAUCUAUUUGUUAACAUGGUUCUUAAGUAACUCCUGGUUGGCUGGACUCCUUGCUUCCAUCUUUUACAUAUUUAACAAAAAUGAUACCAAUCGUGUGAGUAGUGCCAUACCUCUACGAGAGUGUUUUUCUCUCCCCUUUCUAUGGGUGCAGGCUGCUGCUCUGACUAUUUAUUUUAAACCUGCUGUGUCUCGUUGGCUUGAGCGACUGAGUCUAACAGCUGUAGCUUUCAGCACUUUCUUCUUUUGCCUGUUUUGGCAGUUUAAUCAGUUCAUUAUGAUGCUUCAAGCCUUUGCUCUGUUCGGAGUCUGGGUCCUUGGACUCAUUCCUGCCUCAAAAAUAAAAAAGGUGAUGCUAUGCCAAUUGUGUUCACUUUUAUUGGUGUGUCUGCUGCAGUUUGGCAACAAAAUGAUUCUUGGAUCACUAGCUGUUUCAUUCAUCAUCGUCUCCCUUACUUUACUCUCAGUAUUUAAAUCUCCUAGUGAGUCUGGGUCAGUAUUCUUCAACCUUCUGAGAGUUGUUGGCUUAUCCUUUAUUUCACUGUCACUUAUGUUUCUGCUCAGCUCUGUGCUAAAGGUUUUAUUCCAAAUUGAUGCUGAUGAGCACAUCUUUACCUUUUUAUCAGAUAAAUUUACACAGAGAGACACAAAGAAUUUUGAUUCCCGCAUCUACCUCUGCUUGCAAAUAUUUGGUUUCAUCACUUAUGAUGUCUUUGAACGAUUAACUGAGAAUUUUGUUCUUCCAGUCUAUGUUCCAACACAUUUGAUCUUGUUGUUGAUAUUGGUCUAUACUGUACUACACAGAUGGAGAUCUCAAGUCAAGGAUAAUAAGCAAACUGAUAACAAAGAAAAUGUGUCGGAAUAUUAUUUUGAAAAGCAUCCAGACAUUGCUUUUCACAUAGUGUUGGCUGUUUUCUUCGGGGCACUAGCUAUCAUCACUCUGAGAAUGAAAUACUUCUGGACUCCUUAUGUUUGUGUUUUUGCGGCACUGGGAGUAGGGAAUGAAGAUUUAUGGAGUUUUGUUCUUAGACUGACUAAAGCAUCUAACAAACACAUGGGUGUGUCACAAGUUACACUAGUUAGGUCAGCUCUGUUAGUUUUAACUAUUGCAGUAGUAACUGGGAAGUUACUUCCUGGUGUGAUGAAAGAACUUGAAGGUAAAUAUGAGUUCUGGGACCCUGAUACUGUGGAGCUGAUGGAAUGGAUUGUAAAAAAUACAAAACCCACUGACUCCUUCACAGGAAGUAUGCAGCUGUUAGCUGGAGUCAAACUGUGUACUCUGCGCCCAAUAACUAAUCACCCUCAUUAUGAAGACAAAUACCUACGACAAAAAACAAAACAGUUGUAUCAGAUUUAUGGUAAGCAGCCUCCAGAACAUGUUCACAACAUUCUGAAGAAGUAUAAUAGUAAUUAUAUUAUUCUUGAAGACAGCAUUUGUCGAGCACCAUCCAGAGAAGGCUGUCGUACACCUGAUAUUGUUGACAUUGACAAUGGAGUGAUGCCUGAUGAUUAUUUUAAGAUACCAGACUUGAUUGUAUCUAAGAUACCUCGUUUCUGUGAGAUGGUCAGACACCAAACUCAGGAGUAUGCUAAGUUUUUUAAGGCAGUCUUUCAGAACAAGACCUUUAGGAUUUACAAAGUUUUAUGAUCUUAGUUUGUUUUUUUCUUGAGUUAGUUUUUUUUUUUUUUUUUUUAUUUAUUAUAAUUUCUAUUGCCAUUGGGCCAGUAGAGACAUGAACUCCACAACUUCUUAUUGUGUUCACUGCUGAAUGUAAAUACUUGUAGUUUUAAGACACAAUUGUUUCAUGAGUUGUUUUUAACUGUUUCCACAUUGUGUUUGUAUUUUAACCGAAUGUUUUGCUUUAUGAGCAGAUCAAAUUGAUCUGUUGUUUGACACACUUAAAAAUGUUCAUUGACUAAAUAUGUAAAGGAAAUACAAAUCAGGGUAAAAUGCAUUGGAUUCUCUGCUUGUUUGUUUCACUACUCAGAUAUAUGAUUAUCUCAUGUUCACUUGUUGAUCAAUGUUAUAUAACAUUUGGUAUUAAAGAAACAAAAAAAACUAAAGGAUGUUGUCAGAGGAUAUUACUGUACAUUUUAAUUACAUAAAUAAAAUAUUUUUUUAAGACUAUAAAAAGUGUCCUAAUUGUAUUUGCAAAGUUACUGGAUUUUAAAAAAAUGUUAUGUAUAUUAAAACCAAUGACCUAACACAAGAUAGGUCUGUUCAUUCAGUUCUUCCAGUACACUUGUUUGUUUUACAUGUUUGGAAAUUAGGCCUACUUCCUUGCCCAAACCUAACACAGGGUAUAAAUCUGGGACUAUGCAGGAAGAUGAUGGUAGCAGUCAGGGUAUAAAUCUGGGACUAUGCAGGAAGAUGAUGGUAGCAGUCAGGGUCUAAAUCUGGGACUAUGCAGGGAGAUGAUGGUAGCAGUCAGGGUAUAAAUCUGGGACUAUGCAGGGAGAUGAUGGUAGCAGUCAGGGUAUAAAUCUGGGACUAUGCAGCCAUCCAAAAACAAAUUAAGCACUUCUAUAAAUAUAAAAUUUUGUAUGUUUUAAAAUUUUAUGCAUUGUAGUUUUUCAUAUUUUUUAAGAAAUAAAAUUCUAUUUUCAAAAAGAAAUUCCUUAAAACAAUAAUAUGAAAUCAUUAACCAUACUAUAAUGUUAAGUAAGAUCAGCAUUCUUCAUUUCUAUCAGCUGAUUUUUUGGCAACCAUUUUACAUGCCAUUAUAUUUAUUGACUGGAGUUUGUAAAUUUUGUUUCCAUCACUAUUUGUCCGCAAUACUCAUGAAAUCCAGGUUAACAUUUAGAAAGAGCCAAUGCCAAUUUACUUGAUAUUAUAACUGUAUAAACAGUCACUCUAGUCACAGAUGUCUUUUUCUACAUCUUUGUGUUCACAUAUCUUUGAGUAGCCAUAAUAAAUGUAAAUCUAAUAAACAUUAGUUGUUUUUUUUUACUUGAUUUGUCCGCAGAUUUGUAAUGUUUGAAUCAAGUUUCUCUUCCAAACUAUCUUGAUCAAAUACACAUUUGUUCAGACAAUAAACUAUCUUGAUUAAAUAUGCAUUUGUUCAAUCUCA
Molecule: messenger RNA, 4034 nt
Organism: Biomphalaria glabrata
Lineage: Eukaryota; Metazoa; Mollusca; Gastropoda; Planorbidae
Product: probable C-mannosyltransferase DPY19L3
Exons: 18
Coding region: 419-2611 (730 amino acids)
Cellular component (GO): nuclear inner membrane
Molecular function (GO): mannosyltransferase activity
Source: RefSeq, a predicted model, not a curated record